AUGCCUGGGACGGUGGCAGAUGGACCUACGGUCUCCAUGUCUUUUGCGAAUAACUUCUGGGGUAAAGAUGAUGCGGGACUUCAGCCUAUGCUGGACCGCAUGCAUAAUUCAAAGGUUACAAAUGAUGAAUUGAAGGUUUUCUAUAACCUUCGAGCUUCUAUUGAAGAUGAAUACGCCCGCAAACUCCAGGCUCUCUGCCGCAAGACACUUGGCUCAUCUGAGACCGGGUCGCUCCGGAACUCGCUCGAUGUGGUUCGUGGGGAGACAGAGGCAAUUGCCAAGGCACACGCGGCAAUCGCAGGACAAAUGAAGACUGAACUGGAAGAGCCACUAGCUGCGUUUGCCAGUGGUAUCAAGGAGCGACGGAAGAUCAUUCAACAAACCAUUGAACGCCUUCACAAGACUAAAAUGCAACAGACGGCGGCUGUCAACAAAACACGCGAUCGUUAUGAACAGGAUUGUCUUCGCAUUAAAGGAUAUCUGGCGCAGGGACAUAUGGUUAUGGGACAAGAAGAGCGCAAGAACAAAGCCAAGCUUGAGAAGACCCAAAUUCAGCUCGCGUCCAACAGCAACGAAUAUGAAGCCGCCAUUAAACAACUUGAAGAGACUACUGGACGUUGGAAUAAGGAGUGGAAGUCUGCUUGUGACAAGUUCCAAGACUUGGAAGAGGAGCGUCUCGAUUUUACGAAGAGCAGUCUGUGGACAUAUGCGAACAUUGCCUCGACUGUUUGUGUCAGCGACGAUGCUUCUUGCGAGAAAGUCCGUCUUUCAUUGGAAAACUGCGAAGUGGAGAAGGAUAUUCUCGCCUUCAUUAAGGCGAGCGGAACUGGUCAGGAGAUCCCAGACCCUCCUCGAUUCAUCAACUUUUGCAAAGACGACGAUACUGGUUCUGAGAUGGAUGAGGCCGAGGGCUACUCGGUUGCCCAGUUCCAGCGCACCAUGAACCCUGCAUUCCGUACAUCAUCUCCCCAGCCCUCGACCUUCGAGUCUCACAACGACCCGCAGUCUGAGCUUGCAGCUCAUAUGGGCCACCCUGCUCCUCCCGCUAACGAAGUGCCGAUCCCGCAACCUGCCUCUCAGCCUGCGCCUUUGGAUCUCCGUCGUGGAGGUGCGCCGCCCCCGAACUAUGACCCUGAGCGACAUGGAGAGAUUGGAGCCGUUCCCCACAACGCAUACCCCACAGAUGGUAUGACCAUGUUCUGUCGUGCGGGUCCCCCAUCGGAGCGCAGCUCGGCAGCCAGCGCCUAUCGCCCAUCUAGCCGCGACUCUCAAAGCGAAGUUUCGAACCCUACCUCUAUGUCUAGUGUCGAAGCAACGCCUACCAAGAAGUCCAUCCCGAAGCCAACAAACAGUGCGCCACUUCCAAGCUCCUUCGAAGACAAGCAGUCACCAUCGCCAAAGAAGAAGAGUGCAUUCUUCAGCAACAGCCCCUUCCGUCGCAAGAGUCGCCACGAUAAAGAACGACCUGUCAUUCCUUCACAGCCAGCUAUGUCCCCACAGGCCGCGCCUCGAAGUGGAUGGGACUCGCCAACUGCACAAAUGAGCCCGACUAAGCCCAUUAGCCCACCCAAACAGAUGAGUCCCUCCAAGCAAAUGAGCCCACCAAAGCAGGUCACCCCCGCCAAGCCUCCAGCUGGUCCACCUCCUUCGGCAGCCCCUCCUACUCGUAUCACUGCAAGCCCCGAACCUGUUGACCCCCGAGCCAACUUCCAGCUCAACGUCGGUAACAAUGUAUUUGACGUUGCUUCUCCUGAGAAGACCUCGCCAAAUAAGGGGGCUCAGGCAGCUAAGGCUCCCGAAGACGACUUGGAUCCCAUGGCACGUGCUCUGUUUGAAUUGAAGACAAAUGGAAAGCAGUCUGCGACUCGAGUUUCUGCUGAUAGAUACGCUGGUAUCUCCACGCCUAACCCAUCUGCGCCUUCUUCUCAGUAUGGUGGUAGCAAUUCCAGUGGUACAGCGCCUCCGGCUUACAAUGACCCUGCGGUUAAGCGACUUGGAGCACCCCAGCCCGCCUUCACAGCCAAGCAAAUGCAGAAGACGACCCAAAAAUACACCGGUCAAACCCAGACCAUGCUUCGGGGCCAAAACAACAGCAUGGGAUCCAGGCACAGCGGUCAAACCCAGGAAGUCCCUCGUGCCAGAUCACCUGCACCAAGACGGAGCGCCAGUCCUCAGGUUGCGCCUCGGGCUGCAUCUCCACGUGUGGAUACUCGCAUGAGCCAGAACAGCAGAGGAGCAAGCCCAAGCCCGGCCUCCUACCAGUCCAACAGCAUGCGAAGCCAGUACAGCCAGUCGCCCACUCCUCGUCGCGCUGAAAACCCACCCUACUCUCCCAACGACUUCCAGAGAAGGCCCUCGCCCGCCAUGAGCCACCGUGCGGUGUCUCCUCAGCCUCAGUUCCGACAGCAAACUCGUCCCUCCAGUGCUGGUGGAAUGGAAUUGCAAUUGUCUGGAAACCAUGGUGAUAUGUACGGUGCUAGCAGCCCUGGUGGAUAUGGCUCGGCCCGGUCGAGUGGCCGCCCCUCAUCUACUUAUGGUGACGGCCCGCCUAUUGGCCGAUCCCGGAGCCGAACUCUGGCUGUUGCAGAGCCCGGACGCAAAUUCAGUCGCGACGGCCGUCCCAUUCUGCAUUUCGCUCGUGCCAUGUACACUUACAAUGCCGCAAUCCCCGAGGAGCUCGGCUUCGGCAAGGGCGAUGUCCUUGCUGUUCUCCGUCUCCAAGAUGAUGGCUGGUGGGAAGCCGAAGUUACCAAUGCCCGCGGCCACCCCGGUCUCGUGCCGAGCAACUAUUUGCAAAUCAUCUAA
Penicillium arizonense is the source of this 2805-nucleotide messenger RNA. Its product is annotated as formin-binding protein HOF1. Gene Ontology annotation, molecular function: phospholipid binding; protein binding. NCBI's taxonomy places the organism in Eukaryota, Fungi, Ascomycota, Eurotiomycetes, Eurotiales, Aspergillaceae. The record is from RefSeq and is a predicted model, not a curated record. Gene Ontology annotation, biological process: cytoskeleton organization. The transcript is spliced from 6 exons. The coding region runs from base 1 to 2805 and encodes 934 amino acids. Gene Ontology annotation, cellular component: mitotic actomyosin contractile ring, proximal layer; cytoplasm; plasma membrane.